GCCCUCCAGCUAGGGCUAACCCGCUUGCUAGGGUAACCCUCCUUGUAAACAGGCCCCAAGACGUUAAACCAAGGUUAAAUUACCUACAAGGUAAUCAAUAAAAAUGAUGAACUGGUCUGGUUUUUUUUAUUUUUAUUAUUAUUUUUUUGUAGUAUCAUGGCAUGUCUUGAACUCUUUGGUGUCGUGAACCAUGAUGGCAAAUUCUACGUGAGGACUUCACCACAAUGUGCCAGCCCCGACUGGCUUGGAACAGCUAAAGAAAUCGGAACAGAUGGCUGGAACGACUUCGAACAUCUAUUCUUCCAUCCAGACGGUACCUGAUAUGUGUUAUGAAUGACAAGUUCUACAAGGGGCCGUCUCCUCAAGGCUCCUCGGCUAGAGAGUGGAUCAACCAAGCCACCCUUAUCGGAAAUGUGGGACGGAGGUGCUUCCAGUUCCUUUUCUUUGAUCCUGACGGUAUACUGUAUGGUGUUUACAAAAGUAAGUUUUAUAAGAGGCUCCCGCCUGGAUUCCCAGGGACUGACCCUAAAUGGCUUGGUAUAGCAUCACUUGUGGGAUCCGACGGGUGGUCAAUCUUCAAAUUCCUCUUCUUCGAUCCAAUAGGCACCUUGUACGGAGUCAUUAAAGGAAACCUGUAUCGGCGUUCUCCUCCCACGGAUCCAGCUAACUGCUGGUUAGUAACCCCUUCACAAAUUGGCACAGGGGGCUGGGAGGAUUUUCAGUUUCUCUUUAUCAUGCCGGAUAACGACUUGUACGUCGUCCGCCAAGACAAAUUUUUCAAGCGAUCACCCCCAACCCAUGGAAACAGUGAUGAUUGGGUGGGCUCCGCAGAAACUAUUGGCUCAGUUGGCUGGUCUAUGUUCAAAUUUCUGAUGUCUCCUGUACCCGGUCGACACUAAAACUGUGUGGCUCGCAGACGAGAACUUGAAAUGCAGUGAAAUGCAGUGACAAUCGUUAUGAUGACGGUGACAAUCAACAAACAAAUGUGAACGUCACUGUCUGGCUUUAUGACAACCUCAUUAGUAACGACCAGUUCAGUUCUUUAAAAAUUACAGUCCUCUGACGAAAACCAUCUCAUGCGCAAUCUGCCUUCCAAGGAAUAUCAGUUGGACAAACACAUGCCAAAGACAUACUAUGUUCUGAUACAAAUUCCUUUCAACAAUUUUUUGUUCUUUUUUAUCGUUUUUGUUUAUUCACCCUCCC
This is a messenger RNA of Orbicella faveolata, 1203 nucleotides long. RefSeq lists its product as uncharacterized. The record is from RefSeq and is a predicted model, not a curated record. NCBI's taxonomy places the organism in Eukaryota, Metazoa, Cnidaria, Anthozoa, Scleractinia, Merulinidae.